Molecule: messenger RNA, 1043 nt
Organism: Durio zibethinus
Lineage: Eukaryota; Viridiplantae; Streptophyta; Magnoliopsida; Malvales; Malvaceae
Product: acid phosphatase 1-like
Molecular function (GO): acid phosphatase activity
Source: RefSeq, a predicted model, not a curated record
UAAAAAACAGCUAGGCAACAUUCUCCUUGGAGAGGAAGGAAAAAACCAGAAAAGAAAAAGCCCUCUCCCGAAAUAUAGAUUCCAUCUUCCAAUGGCGUCUCAGCCUGUCACCUUCUCGUUCCUCCUCAUCUCCAUUCUCAUCUCCUCUGCCUCUUCCGCUUCUUUUGAACCCCUCAUCCAGCUCCCCGCAACAACAACCGGCCGCAAAUCCCACGUUGACGAUGACCUUUACUGUUCCAGCUGGCAUUUAUCCAUCGAGACUAACAACGCUGGAAGCUGGGCCCAAAUCUCCUCCCGCUGCGAGUCCUUCGUCCAAGACUACAUGACCGGUCAACGCUACAUGUCAGAUUCCGAGAUCGUCGCUAACUACUCCCUCGGUUACGCCUCCUCCAUCGAGAUUGCAUCCGACGGAAAAGACGCCUGGAUCUUCGAUGUCGAUGAAACUUUGUUGUCGAAUUUACCCUACUAUCAAGCCCACGGAUUCGGAUCAGAGACUUUUGACGAGAAUUCUUGGGAUCUGUGGGUGGACUUAGCCGAGGCCCCAGCUAUACCAGCGAGUUUGAAAUUAUAUAAUGCGCUGAAGCAGAUGGGGUUCAAAAUAGUUGUGCUUACUGGGCGGACUGAAAAUCAAAGGAAUGUCACGGAAAAGAAUCUUAUGCUUGCAGGGUACACUGGCUGGGAAAGGCUUCUUUUGAGAGGACCUUCUGAUGAAGGGACACCAGCUACCGUAUUCAAAUCUGAGAGGAGAUCGGUUCUGGUAAAUGAAGGUUACAGGAUCCACGGGAGCUCUGGAGAUCAGUGGAGUGAUUUACUGGGUUUUGCGUUAGCUAAACGGUCCUUUAAGCUGCCAAAUGCAAUGUAUUACAUUGCCUAAACAAUAUAAUGCAAUUCCCUAAUAUGUUGUAAUUCUGUACUUCUUGUUGUGAAAACUUUAUGGCUAGCUCAUAUUACUUGUUACCUUUAAUAAUCUGGGGUGGGUUCUUAGAAAUCUAAGCAGGCCUUUCUUACGUAUAAACUGAACUCUGGCGAUUCGGAGUUAAUAA